Molecule: messenger RNA, 756 nt
Organism: Asterias rubens (European starfish)
Lineage: Eukaryota; Metazoa; Echinodermata; Asteroidea; Forcipulatida; Asteriidae
Product: mediator of RNA polymerase II transcription subunit 31-B-like
Exons: 4
Coding region: 7-525 (172 amino acids)
Biological process (GO): regulation of transcription by RNA polymerase II
Cellular component (GO): core mediator complex; mediator complex
Molecular function (GO): transcription coregulator activity
Source: RefSeq, a predicted model, not a curated record
GUUGAAAUGGCGAUGGCGAUGACGACCUCUGCGACAGCAGCAGAUGGUCAGGAUCCUGAGAAGGUUCGUUUCCAGGUAGAGCUGGAGUUCGUACAAUGUCUUGCCAAUCCACACUACUUGAACUUCAUCGCUCAGAGGGGAUAUUUCAAAGACAGCAAGUUCAUCAACUACCUGAAAUAUCUUCAGUACUGGACGGAACCUCAGUAUGCAAAAUACCUCAAAUACCCUCAAUGUCUUCACUUCCUGGAGCUUCUCCAGUAUGAACAUUUCCGCAAGGAACUGGCGAACGCACAGUGCGCCCAGUUCAUAGACGACCAACAACUGCUGCACUGGCAGCACUACACACGGAAACGUAUGAGACUGCAGCAGGCUGCCGCUGAACAGUUCCAACAACAGCAGCAGCAGCAGAAGCAACAACAGAUGCAGCAGCCACGACAGCAACAGCAACAACACCAGCAGCAACAGCAGCAGCAGGAUCAGAAACCUUUACAGCCCGUGCAGCAGAAUCAACAGAAUCAAAAAUGAAGGUUCGAGUUGAACGCUUUGGAAACCACAGAGCACUUAGCAGCCACAAGGCGCUAAAGCCAGUGCAUGUAUACCUAAAAUGGCCAUAUCCUUUAAAGUGCCAUGCCAAAGGUCAUCAUUGGUAUUUGUGUAUGUUACUUUAACAAAAGGUAGCAUCUUCCAUGAUAUAAAAAGACGUUACCGACUACAGUCACAGAUUCCUGUGGCUUGUUGGCCAUCGAUCCAAGCCAA